UCGCAGAUCUGGCACUGGCUGAUGAUGAUGACUCUUAUAGUUCUUCACCAAGAUCUUCACCUCUUUGAUUCUUUAGAUACUGUUAAUUUUAAUGACUGUUUAUUGGAUGUUGUUAAUUGGAUAGUAUUGUUAAUUAUUGUGGUUUAUUGGACAGUUGUCGCUGUCUUAAAAUUAUGAAGUUCUAUCUGACAUUUUUUGGGGGCCGUUUUGAGCUACUAAGCCAGUGAGGUCAGAAACCAAAUGUUCUAUCUGCUCUAUCAAAAUCGUAAGAAUAUUCGGAGUCAUGUCAAGAUCUUCAAAGAAUUAAUUGCAUUCGAAAAAACGUGGUAUGUUGUGAAACUCAAACUUGUUGACGUCAAAUUUCUCAAAACUAGGUACUUUGUAACUGUCGUCUUAAUUUUUGUUGUUAGUUGUUUAUUAGAUAGUAAUUUGACUGAUUGGUUCGUUGGUUGGUAUGAAUAUUAUUACUUGACGAGAAGUACAAGUAGAGGAACUACCACUUAGUGGGGUGUAACCUUCAUGCGUAGCUGGUCAUGGUCGUUGACGUAUUUUUGUUCGCAUCAUUCUUGAAAAAGCUGCGUACGAUAAUCCGAUUUAUCAACCAACCAGUUCAAAGGGGGUGCAACAGGCCGUCAGCUUAACCAUAUCGAUUUUUUUCUUGGUGAUUUAUAAUGGUUCAUAUCGAUGAGAAAACCCAAAGAGAGGCAAAUUUAUGCCCCAGUCUCCCAGUGUGUAAGCCAUUCGUUAUGUUACGCUCUGUCAAGUUUGAGAUGUCGAGGUGCAAUGGAGUUCACUAUUUCAUUAUUUCAAGGAGUUCGCUAAAAACUGUAUUUGUAAAAUUAUUUCUGUCUUAUAAUUUCGAGCACUAUUUUUGUUCUUAAUAUACAGCAUCCUUUGUGAAAAUUUUCAAGUGAUAGUUACUUUAAAUUUUCAGUGAAUUUGAUGACAGGGCGAUAAACACCAUCAGCGAUUCUGAAUACAAUUGGAUAAACAUGUGACUUGUGCUAUUUCUUUGGUUUCUUUGGUAAAAAUACUGAACCGAAGAGGAGAGAUUCAGGAGGUCUCUGUUCUGAAAAUGAAGAAAAAAUUCCAACGGAUUAUCUUCACUGUUAUCUGAACCUCAACAAUAAUAACAUCAUCAGCAACAACAACAACAGCUAGAGCAGCAGCAGCAACAACAGCAACAACAUGUCUUCGUCCAAAGAGUACGUCCAACACUUUAACCAGCUCACCCUUCAGCUACUCUCGGACAAGGAGCGGGGUGAGCUGCACAAAGGUUUGAGGAACUAUCAGCGCACGAGUGACCUCCCCCGGCUGGCGAGGACUGUCAGACGUUUGCUCGAUACGCCCGAGAAACAGAAGCUCUUGGCUUACAUCCGGGCACCCAUGAGCAGUCUGGAGAAGUGUCACUUUGACAGACUAUUUGGGGAGAGUGGGCCCAAUUCUGUCGUCAUGUCUACCAUCAGUAGCAGUAGGCCUGGAUUUCUGGGUCCUAUCACAACGCCACCUGGGAGCACCUCGGCCCUGGAGCGUCCUGUGACCAUCCACGGGUCACGUGGUGGCUCCAUGGGCUUCAGCAUCAGGGGCGGCUCCGAGUUUGGUCUGGGCAUAUACGUCAGCAUGGUCAAGCCUGGAAGUCCUGCAGGUAUGACGUAGCCUCGUGUCGUGUGGUCGCCACCCCGCCCGCCAGUGAGACCUCCAGCACCUCGUCCGCGCCGCACGUGCUGGUGGAGAGGAAGGUGGUGAUCAACGUGAGUCAGGACUCGGACUUUAUAGGACUCAAUAUCCGGGGAGGCCGGGAGUACGGCGUGGGGAUAUACGUGUCCAGCGCACAGCCAUUUGCUACCCAGGAGACAAGGAUAUUAUGUACCGGAGGAGUUACGAGGACUCGUGGAAGGAGCUUGACAACAUCACAGACGCCGACGACCACCACACGGAAACACAGAUGGCCAACUCGUGGUCCGUGGAUAACAAAGACAGCCUGGGCCACUUCAGGCACGGCUCAGACCACAGCGAGCACGCCGUGGAUUAUACCACAUUUCUCCAGCAGAGCGCUCUGAGAGAACAGCAAAGACAGGAAAUUCAACAACAGCAACAGCAACAGCACCAACAGCAACAGCAACAGCACCAACAGCAACAGCAACAGCACCAACAGCAACAGCACCAACAGCAACAGCUGCGUUCUUCGAUUAUUUCUCACGGAUACAUCGAGAGUGUAAAUAAUAAUGAACCUGUCAUCGAGACUUUCAUAGAGGAUGGUGAAGACAUACCCGUCAUCGAGACGGUUAUAGAAGAGGCUGUGACGGAUUUCUCGGCGUCUUCGCCUGUGUUCACCACCACCAGUAGUGCCGGGAGAAGCCCCACGCCGUCUCGCUCCAGCUCACAGAGCAGAGAAAACGGGACGUCAGAGCACGUCUAUUCAGAAGUGGCGGUGACCUCUGUACAGAGGACGAGAACAAACAGUCAUAGCGGUGAGUCCUCUCCUACUGCCGCCAUCCAGCCGAUUUACGCUACUGUGAACAAAAAGCGGGGAAGUACGGGCAGUGUCAGAUCUGUGGGGUCAGGAAAGACCCGAAGAGCACCAGAGGCGCCUUCUGGCGCGAAAGUUGUCGUGAGUAAUGGGGUCACGGAGAACAAUCUGGAUGAGAUUUCCACAGAACUACGCAGGCUGCAGACGAGGCAGUCCACCUUAGGCUUCCGGGAGAUCUCUCGAGUUGCCGGAUCGGAUACUUCUUCCAGUUCUCAAGCCUCAUCGGAAAAGGGCGAUGAUUCCUUCGACAAGGGUAGUAAAAGCGGCACCUGGACAUCGCUCAAGAACAAGCUGAAGGGAAGCCUCAGGAUAAAAGGAUCAAACAAGAAUAGAUCUUCAAUACCUUCUGCAGACGCAUACGCAAGAAGCAACAGCAACAGCAGCAACAACAGCACACCGAGCGGCUCCCUCCGACAGAAGGGUGUGUUUGAGCGGAGUUUUGGCUCUCAGCUGCUCAACGCUCACUCGUCCGACCGCUACAAUCUGAUGGGAGUCCUGGAGGACCACGCGAGGAGGACGCUGAAAGACGAUGAGUGCACGGCCGUGCUGAGACACGUGCAUAAUGUCUUCAGAUAAAAGGUGGCAGGAACAACACUGAAGACCAAGCAAUCCGGAUACACACCGUUGUGAAGGGUGGGGCUGCCUCGGAUGACAGAGCACUGCAGCCUGGCAAAGAGAUCACUCACGUCGACGGAAAAUCCUUACUCGGCCUGAGCUGUGAUGAGGCAGAGUCAAUAUUGCAGCUGUCCUUCAGCAUCAAGACCCCAGUCAACAUGGAGCUGAGACUUCGGCGCUCAUGAGAAACUGCAGCUAGAGAGCAUAAUAAUCCAUAGAUUUGUAUUGUGAUGUCUGAGACUGGGCACUAUUGUUGACGUAAUUCGGUUCACCUUGGAGUGCACUGUUUGGAACCAAGUGAAGGCAAAGAGAGUACAUAACAAGACAGUCCACUCAGCCAAAAAAGUGUCCGCCGGAAGUCCGCUCUUUGCUUCAGAUGGCGCCACCGAAUUUUGAGGACACUUUUUUGAUUGGCUCGAAGAGAGGAGUGGACCCUCUUGUUAUGUAGACUCUUUGGUGAAGGGUAAAGAGGGAAAAGUUGCGAACAUACUCGACUACAGCGAGACGAGUGGUUUUGGCUUCCCUUUGCAUGUAUGUCCACUGUUUCUUAUACAGACUUCAACAAAAGUUAAGGACCACUUUGGCAGACAGUCCUAAUUUGUUUUAAUAUCCGAAAAAAAAA
This is a messenger RNA of Aplysia californica (California sea hare), 3767 nucleotides long. RefSeq lists its product as uncharacterized. Gene Ontology annotation, molecular function: protein binding. The record is from RefSeq and is a predicted model, not a curated record. Gene Ontology annotation, cellular component: plasma membrane. NCBI's taxonomy places the organism in Eukaryota, Metazoa, Mollusca, Gastropoda, Aplysiida, Aplysiidae.